AUGUCUGUAUUUCUGACGCCAGCAGCGCAGCACGCGCACACAGCAUCGACGGCUCGCUCGCUCUUCAUCCACAGGAACACCUGGCUGUCGUGCGUUCGCCUGCCCGCGGGGCGACGCAGCGGCGCGGCGAUCCACGCGAGCGACAAUCACCGUUUAACGAGCCGCGAUGCGCGCGUGCUCGUUCGCAUCUGCGUCUGCGUCUGCGUCUCAGGGUCAGGCUGGGGUCUGGACGAUCGGAAUCUCGCGUUGCGUUUCUGCGCAGCGGGGCCUGAAGAUCACAGGAUAUCGCAGGCCGCCUGCGCUUGGCGGCAGGGAGGAGCACCGUGGCUUGUUUCAAGCGCGAGGGACGACGCUCAGCAGAAAUGGAAUUCAGGCAGUCAAGAAACGUCGACGGCUGGGUUCCGGGACGAGGCCCAGCUCUUCGUGGAAGGGAAGAAGCGAAGCGACGCGUGCGGCGACGGUGGCGAAGGAAGGGGGCGGGUUAUCAGCUGCGAGGGCGAGGAGAUUGGCGUGGCGCGGCUGGUUAUGCUGAUUGUUUGCGUGUGGGCGGCAGAAGCCCCGCACGCCAGCCCCGAGCAGAAGGGCGACGGUCGUCCCGAGGAGAUCGCACUUCCACAAAUGUGUCGCUGUGAAAAGCUCAAAUCAGACUCGAUCGGCCAUUUGAGGUUCGACGUGUUCUCGAUGGGUGGAGGGGGACGGCGCGCCGGCCUCUCCCUGUCGGAGGUGAAAUAUUAG
Molecule: messenger RNA, 735 nt
Organism: Heterobasidion irregulare TC 32-1
Lineage: Eukaryota; Fungi; Basidiomycota; Agaricomycetes; Russulales; Bondarzewiaceae
Exons: 3
Coding region: 1-735 (244 amino acids)
Source: RefSeq, a predicted model, not a curated record